ACUCUUUAGUUGAAUACGUCUUGUCGCUUAGCAUAACGGUAAACGCAGCUGUGUAUUGAUUUUACUUUUCUGCAUUCCUUUAUGUAUUUUCAAGAUCAUCGUAAAACUUUUUAAUAUCCACUUUGUAUAUUCUAUUUAUUUAUUUACUUGAUUAAAUAAACAAAUAAAAACUAUUUACAUAGAUAAUAACACAAGUGUGGAAUAAAAAAAAAGGUUUUAGGGAUGAAGGUCAUCGGAUUAUUAUUCUUUUUGUUGGUUCACGCUCGGUCGCAACUCAUAUUCCCAGACGAAUAUGAGCCAACACAAUCUCUUCCAAUAAGUCCUACACGAAAUCGUUAUCCAUUCCCCACGUUAAAUUAUCCUCUUACUUCCUCCGCUCCUUUCGGCGUGCCUGGUCCUCACUACAACCGACCGAAUUCGUUUAAUUAUGCAACUACAAAAACAUCAGUUCCACCAUUACAAGAUAUUGCUGUUAACAAUGAAGAUAAAUAUUGGACAAAUCAUGUAAAUAAUAUCCUUUCUCAAGGAAUUACUCGGUUUGCUCUACAUUUGGACCGUGCUAUUGGGAGAAACCAAGGAAGAACUUCUGUCGACCGUGACAAUGUCAUAUUUUCUCCAUUAAAUAUUGCUAGCGCAUUAGCAGUAGUUCUUCUUGGUUCUGCAGGAAAAACUUUUGAGGAAACUGCAAAAAUCCUCGGACUUGAAGCAGGAAUUGACAUAUCCGGACAUUCAGAAAUUGUACAUCAAAUGUUUGGUAUCUUGUUGAAUUCAAUUAAUUUAAAGUCCCAAGCAUCUGGCAUUCCACGUAGUCCUGAAGUUGUUGUUGCUGGAGGCAUUUUCGUCCAAGAGGGAUAUCCUAUACGUCCAGAGUUUUCAUCUAUUGCUAGAAAUAAUUACAAAAAUGAUAUUAUCAGUGUAGACUUUCAAAAUCAGCAGAAAGCUGCACAAAAUUUAAUAAAUAACUGGGUAAAGUCUAGAACAAAAGACAAAAUAAGUAACAUUCUGCAGGAUGCACCUCGGACAGAUACUAAAGUUAUUCUUGCAUCAGCACUUUACUUUAAUGGCGAAUGGCAUCAGCAUUUUGUUGACACCGCUACAAAAAGAAAACCAUUUUUCCUCGCUUCGGGCCAAAGUGUUAUUAUUGAUAUGAUGUAUAAUGGAGGCCCGUUUCCGUUUUAUGAAGACAAACAAUUGGGAGUAAAAAUCCUUGGGCUACCAUAUAAAAGCAGUGAUCCUGAUGCGAUAAAAUUAAAACCAGACGGUUCAUAUCAGUUUGAAACAACAAUGUAUGUAUUAUUGCCAACUUCAUCAGAGGGAGAUGCUCUGGGUGAAUUAGAAUCUAAAUUGUAUCCAGCGGCUAUCAAUUCAUUAAUCAACAAUAUGAAGAACGAAACUUGUAUAAUUGCGAUGCCCAAGAUGAAACUUUCAAGCACAUUGAGCUUAAACACUGCUCUCCAGUCACUUGGACUUACUUCUCUCUUCACUCCAGGAGUUGCAAAUCUAGGAUUAUUGUCUCCUGGCGUGAACGUUACGAACUCUGAUGAUUUCAUUUUCUCAAGAAUCAAUGCUGAAAAGAGCACCACACCAAGCGCCACGCCACGAAAGGAUUUCAGCGACCGAAAAGGUUAUUUCAGGUACGAAGAUUCAGUUGGUGGAUAUUCCGUCCAACAAUGGAAUAAUGGUUUUUAUCUCGAAAAAAUUCGUAGAGCCAACCGUAAAAAGAGGGAAACAUUAGAAGGUACAAAGAAUAGAGCAGUGGAGAGUGAUCGUUAUUCCUACACAAUAUCCAACCGAAAUAAAGAUCAACUAGAGACGAUUGGUCUAGGGGAGAAUAAAUAUAGCCUUCAGCCAUCUCAACGUAAUAAAAGACAAGGUCGUCCCAUUGAUGACGACUUCGUGAGGUUUAUUGAGUCUAAAAAGUUUCCAUCUUCUGGACUUGAUGCUUUAAGAAACAGUCCAAACUUAGCCAAUCCUGGUUUGUAUGCAUCAGAUGUUCUCCAUAAAGUAGAAAUAGAUAUUACGGAAACAGGAACGGUCGCAGCUUCGGCUACCGGAAUCAUUCUUCGAAGGUCCGGUGAUCAAAAGAGAUUCAUAGCUAAUCGACCAUUUAUAUUCUUUAUUAGGCAUGACCCCUCUAACUUAAUUCUAUUCUGGGGUACUGUGAAUAAACCUACCCCUAAUUAUACAUAAAAUUUAUUGUAAAUAAUUACAGUUUAUCAAUAUUUAUAUUUUUUACGACACAGAUUAAUUCUAUGAUUAUUUUAUUAAAUCCAAAGUUUAAUCUCAUUUGUCUUAAAUAUUGAUAAGGAGUAUUUGUUUCAAAUGUAUCACAUGUAUGACAUUGCUUUUAUAGAACCCUUCAAGUGUAUAUAUGAUAACUCAGAACAUUUUUCAACGAUUAAUGGGUUUCCGGUUUUAUGUAUGCCGUACCACCGUAGUUUCAUUUCUACCUCAGAAGUAUGAAAUAAAUCCAUAUUUCAGACUUCAUAUUCUAUUGUAAUAAUAAUAGUAAUAUUUUUUAAAAGCUU
Chelonus insularis is the source of this 2528-nucleotide messenger RNA. Its product is annotated as ovalbumin. The record is from RefSeq and is a predicted model, not a curated record. Gene Ontology annotation, molecular function: serine-type endopeptidase inhibitor activity. NCBI's taxonomy places the organism in Eukaryota, Metazoa, Arthropoda, Insecta, Hymenoptera, Braconidae. The transcript has 5 exons. Bases 223 to 2190 code for a protein of 655 amino acids.